AGUACUUUUUCCCUUACCACCACUGAAAAUGAUGUUCCCUGGUAUGAUGGCGCCUCCCCCCAAGGAGUACAUUGCCCCCAAGUACAAGGCGCCUCUGAGAGCUAUUGGCUUUGCGCUCUCUAUCUUUCUCAUGAUGCGCUUCGGUGACGAGUUGGAGAUGCCUGAGAACCCAAGGCAGUGAAAAGCUGAUAACUACACUUGUACUACUGCUGUGAUAAUUGCUGUUGCUGUGCCUGAUAGCAGUAUUCGUUUCUGAUGGUCGCAUAUGUUAAGUGAGUUGCUUCUUCGAAGAUGCCGAUUAGCUCAGUGCUAAGGUGUUAAGAUCAACUUUGCUGCUGGGGGAACAGUCUGCAUGAGUCGGGGCUUGUGCAUGGUACUCUCGGGUUUGAUUCCGUUCUUGAACUUCGGUUUAUCGAUUC
This is a messenger RNA of Perkinsus marinus ATCC 50983, 419 nucleotides long. RefSeq lists its product as hypothetical. The record is from RefSeq and is a predicted model, not a curated record. Bases 29 to 181 code for a protein of 50 amino acids. Lineage: Eukaryota; Perkinsozoa; Perkinsida; Perkinsidae. The transcript is spliced from 2 exons.